AUGGCCACCUUAUCUGUGACUGAUCUGCCCUUGCUCAUUUAUCUGCACGGUGGUGGAUAUGUGACAGGAGGCCAGGAAACAGAUGAUAAGGCCUGUCGUGCGCUGGCCCCUCAGAUUCCUGUGCUGGCACUGAAUGUCGAGUAUCGUCUGGUGACUGAGCAUCCCUUCCCCAUUGGGUUCGAGGAUAGUUUUGAUGUCGUUCGUUGGGGGAGCUGA
Penicillium argentinense is the source of this 216-nucleotide messenger RNA. Its product is annotated as alpha/beta-hydrolase. NCBI's taxonomy places the organism in Eukaryota, Fungi, Ascomycota, Eurotiomycetes, Eurotiales, Aspergillaceae. The transcript has 2 exons. Gene Ontology annotation, molecular function: hydrolase activity. The record is from RefSeq and is a predicted model, not a curated record. Bases 1 to 216 code for a protein of 71 amino acids.